AUGGAGAUCUUUCUGAUGUGUAGCAAUGUUAUCCCUUUUGCAGCUUGUGUUGGUUGUGCUAAUGACACAAGAAGCACUCCAAAAAAACACAAAAAACCUCAUGAAUGCUCAGAGUGUGGGAAAUCCUUUGCUCGCAGGUCCCUCCUUUUGACCCACAGGAAGGUCCAUGUGGGAAGUGGAUCCAGUCAAGGUUUGGAGGGCGAGAAAUCCUUCUCUGGAAAAGACACCAAAGAGAGAAUCCACACAGGGGAGAAACCUUACAAGUGUUGGGAAUGUGGGAAGAGCUUUUCUCAGAGCUCAAAUCUUUGGGCCCAUGAGAAGAUCCAUGCAGGAAUAAAAUCUUACAAGUGCUUUGAGUGUGGAAAAUGUUUCACCCAGAGUUCAGGUCUUUGUUCCCAUGAGAAGAUCCAUGCAGGAAUAAAAUCAUACAAGUGCUUUGAGUGUGGAAAAUGUUUCACCCAGAGUUCAGGUCUUCGGCGUCAUUGGAAAACACACACAGGGGAGAAAAAUGAAAAAUGCCUCGAAUGCGGGAAAUAUUUUAGCAGUAAGUCGUGCCUGAUCCGACAUCAGAGAAUUCACACUGGAGAGAAACCCUACGAAUGUCCAGAAUGUGGGAAAAGAUUUGUGCGUUCUUCUGUUGUUCGGAAACAUCAGACGAGACACAAAGGAGAAAAACCCUAUAAGUGUAGAAAGUGUGGGAAAGGCUUUCUUGCACAAAGUGAUGUUGAGAGGCAUGAGAGAAACCACACACGGGAGAAGCUCUUCAAAUGUGGGGAGUGUGGGAAAAGUUUCAUUUACCUAGCCGAAGUUCAGAUUCAUCAGAGAAGCCACACUGGGGAGAAACCCUUCAAAUGUGGGGAGUGUGGGAAAUGCUUUUCCCAAAAACAACACCUUGGAACCCAUCAGAGGGUCCACACAGGAGAGAAGCCCUACAGAUGCCUAGAAUGUGGAAAAUCUUUUGCUUAUAAGCAAGUACUUUGGAGACACCGUAAAACCCACACAGGGGAGAAGCCAUAUCAGUGCAGUGAAUGUGGAAGAUUUUAUCGUACUUCAUCAGACCUUAGAAGUCAUGUGAAAAUUCACAUGGAGGAAAACAAAUGUUUGGACUGUGGGAAAGCAUUUGCUAAUUCAUCUUCCCUUAGAAUACACAGCCAAAUCCAUACAGGAGAGAAGCCCCAUAAAUGCUCAGAGUGCAAUAAAUGUUUUUCUCAGAAAAGUAAUCUUUCGAAGCAUCAGCGAAUCCACACCAGGAAAAAAAACACAUGACUGGAGUGUGGGAAAUGUUUUGCCCAACCUCCAGAACUUUGCAUGCACUCCCCAAAUCACACCAGAGAUUGGCCUUACAAGUGUGCAGAGCAUGAGGGACAUUUUCAUUGUAAAUCACAGCUAAAAAUGCCUCAGAAAGUCCUUAUCUUUCACCAGGAACAUCAGAUAGUCACAGAAGGGAAAUCCUACAAUUGUUUGGUGCGAAGAAUGCACUUUUCCUAGCCAAACUACCUCAAACCCCAUCAGAGAGUACACAAUGAGGCAAAAGGGCACAAGGAGUGUGAGGAUCUUUUGCUCACACAGCCACAUUAGUAACUCACGAGAAUGAUUAUACAAAAGAGUAGAUAUGGGGAGUAGAUGUGUUUUUCAGGCUGCAGGUUUUAUAUGUCCAUAACUGCCAAUGGACAUCGUUACAGUCAUUAAGUCAAGGCACCCGGGUAUUUUUUGUUAAUUCUUACUAGCCCUUUGUUGAUCAAAAAGGAGAACGGAAGCUUUAGAGAGGAGAAAAUGGGGUGAGGGAUGGAAUGAAGAUGCACCUGGUUGUUUUAAUU
Molecule: messenger RNA, 1817 nt
Organism: Thamnophis sirtalis
Lineage: Eukaryota; Metazoa; Chordata; Lepidosauria; Squamata; Natricidae
Source: RefSeq, a predicted model, not a curated record